Molecule: messenger RNA, 3036 nt
Organism: Amoebophrya sp. A120
Lineage: Eukaryota; Dinophyceae; Syndiniales; Amoebophryaceae
Source: the annotation of a GenBank genome assembly
GUGUAUACUAUCGAGAUUUUCCGAGCAGAAGUGCGCUUCCUAUAUACUAUACGGCAAGAAAAUCGAUUGACGCCUAACCCGAUUUCUACUAGUAAAAUCUUACUAGUAAGGAAAGUCCGAGAACUUUAUUAGUAAACAACGUUGCUAGUAAUCUUAUCCGGACAAGCAAGCAAAAAAACUACUAGUAAGCGUACUAGUAGAGAGUUUACUAGGAGCAAGCUUACUAGUAGAAAACUGCCUCGCGGGCCGGUUCGCCCCGAGCUUCCGCCACAGAGCUCGCCCGCGCUGCUUGCUUCCCUUGCCCCCUGUGGAGGACCUAGCGCCGAGCAACCCGUGCCUGUGUGGUAGCGCGGGGCGUGGCGCGUGUUCCCGGGAAAAGGGGGCGCAGCCGUGGGAGGGCGAGUCCUUAUUUAUCUGCCCGAGGGUGGCGCGGCGCGCGCUGCUGGGCCCGCAAGUGCAGGCGAUCUAGCAGCUCCGGCCCCGCCACGGUGCCGGGGAUGGCUUUGCGCUUUGUUUGGGUCGCCACAUUUUGCCCCGCGGGGGCGGCCCCCUCUUGGUGUGGAUGCUCCCGCCGCCCUGCACAAAGAAAAAAGCGCCUUUUCUCGAUGCCUUAAAUGGUUAUCACACACAGCGGGCCCAGUCCCACUGUGCUGGCUGCACCUGCCUGGCAGGCCAGGUUCUCUGUCGCGCACGCAGUUUCCACAGCUGCGCCCCUAUGUGCCCCGUCAAAAGCAGCCCUGCCGCCUUGGAGGCGUAACUAGCAUGACGAGCAGCCGCCCGCAAGUCUCGCAGCCUGAGGGGGUGCUCGCAAAUUUAUUGGGAACCCGCGGAGCUUCUCCUCCGGAGAUCGCAAAUUUAUUGUUCUUUCUUUCUCCUGGACCCGGAGCUUCUCCUGCUCCUGGGGCCUGGGGCGGGCCCCUGUCACACCUAUUGUCUUUCUCCGGGGGGCUCAGGCGCACGGAAAAGCCCUGCGACUGCAGGGUUUUCGUCCCCCCUCCACUCCUUCCGCGCCCCUGCAGACGUCUUACAGGGAGAUCGGGCCCAUCGUUUCUUUGUCUGCUCCAUACCUCUCCGGCGGUCGCGGAGCGACCGCCCGUGCUAGAUAAUACUAUCGAGAUGUUCCGAGCAGAAGUGAAUCACUUUCAAAAGAAUCAUAGGGCCGAAAAAAAAAAAAAAUUUGCGUCCCCAACUGCCGUAGCGCCUGCAGCUUUUUUCCCCGCGCCAGAAACAGCUGGUCGGUAGAUUGCAGUGGGCGAAUGCUUGAGAAGGCUGCGACCAAAAGCCCCAGGCGUCGCAUUUUAGUAAGGAUGUAGUGCGCAGAAGAUGCCAUAGAAGUUACCACAAGACCAGCCCCAAAGCAUCACACCGUGGCGCAUAAUGCUACCCCGCAUGGUGCUACUGGCGCACUAUUCUUACUCUUGCCCUACUCUACUGUUACCAAGUGGCGAAAGAAGAACAGUGGAGGUGUAAUCACUUGAGAUGCUCAGCCUGUUUCAGACGAAAAAAAAGUCAAGCCCACUUGAUAUCUGCUUGGGUGAUUUGACGCGAAAAAGACGCGCUUCGGGCAUCAGUUUGAUGCCAAAAGUCGCGCUUUUUUGCAGGGGUGAUUCAAGCAGAUACUAAGCGGGAGGAGUCAAAUGAAUCAUAGGGCUAAUUGAUAGCUACAAAACGCAAGGUGAUUACACCUCUUUUUUCGCUUCGAAAAAGAUGAAUUUUUGGCAAAAGUUGUCACUUUUUCACAAAAUGCGACACCCUCGGAACGCUACGCCCGACGGUAUGGAGGUGUAAUCACUUCAGUUUUGUGGUGUCGCUUUUCCUAUCUUUAGCAAUGGGCUUUUGCUUGGUAUUUUGGGUUGCGAAUGCUUCCCCCGAGUUGUUUGCAAGCUAUUCAGGCGCGAUGGCCCCAGCAUCCACCCAUGGCCAUUGCGUUCGUCCCCCGACCGUAGCCACCAACCAAAUAGCGCAAACCUUAUCGAGAAAGGCGCGACUUUCCUGAGAAGCGUCGCUGUGUCUCAGGUUAUUUGGUUGUAUAUGUUGGGCGCUACUUUAUGCGUGCGAGCCGUGCCAUGCACUGCGGUACACGGAAAUUUUUUUUUUUUCCGUAUGGUGAUUCAUUUGUAAUGUGAUUCAUUUGCCCCUGUGAUAGUCAAGGUAGGUGUACAUUACCGAGAUUUUCCGAAAAGAAGUGCGCUUAGAAAAUCCUUUUUUCAAGAAAUGCUUUCUGUACAUUUUCAAUUGAUGACGUUUCUCUAUUAAAACUCGUAAUCUUCCAGGGAGAUCUAGAUCUUGAUCUAAAGUCGUGUCGCAGCCAAAAAAAAGAAAGCAUGAUAGGCUUGAUCUAAACAGGAACAGGAACUCCUACUUUUCAUGAUACAAGCACAUCCUCGAAGCAAAAUUGAAGUCACAAUGUCUGAGAUCGUAUUCUCAGUUUUAAGGGUAUAGUAGAGUCAAUGUCAACAAGGUCGGGAAAGCUGUCCCGAUUGAAACCAGAUUGGGCAGUUUCUAUGGCUGUGGUCGCAGCAAAAAACCUGAAUGUUAUAUUUUUUUUCAAAACUGACGCGAAGAAGGUCAGCGCGAUAAAGAUCGCGAUCGCGUAGCAGUAAAGAUUUUUCGCAAUUUUACCAUAUUAUGAGAAUACUACUUUAUCGCAGUACGUUGGAUUCUUGGCAUUGGUGCGUAUAAAAAUCAGGAAAUAAAGCAAGUAGGCGCCGUACAGAAGAGACUCUUUCUUAUUAAGAGCCUUCGCUUGGUGAAAAUAUUAAGCUUCUUGUGCUUUUUUACCUAGGAAGAAGGCAAAGGCGACGUGCUAGCUGUGGCACGACCUGUAGCAUUAGGUGAGGAGUCGUGGUUUGUUUGAAGAACUGCGCUUGUUGCAGCUCCGUCCGUAGCUUAUUAGACUCCUAUUAUUGGGCUCGGAUGACAAUUAUAUUUGUGUGAUAAAAACGAAAACGAUCGCGAUCGCGAUCACCAGAGGGGCGCUGUGGCGUAGUUAGAGGGCAAAGCAAAGGAACGGAACGUAGAUGCGGAAUAGGAUGG